CUUCCAGAGAAUACGAAAACUGUGAACUCAGGAGACUCGGUUACUCCACAGGAGUCAAGAGUCACGAAUUUGCAAGCACACAGCCAUGCGAACGCCUUCCUGCUCGGCUUCCGACAGGAGAAACCGGGGCCGCAGUCCAAACAUUAAAACGUACAAAUUGGACCUAAAACUCAACCCCGGCCCCCAAAUUGCGAGCACAAACAUCCUAAGAGUUAGGCAGCUGAGGCCAGCGCCGCGACCACAGCGUGCACAGAACGCGCGGAACUAGGAAGAGGAAUCGCCAGCCCACCUGGGCGUCUCUGAUUGGUCGCCGGCUAAGCUUGGAACUCUGGGGCGUGUGCCGUCACAUCCGCCGGGACCGCCAUCUUGUUCCCAGGGGCAGUUGGCGGAAGAGAUCGCGCUCCCAGGCCGCCGGCUAGCUUUCUGCUUGGAUUUCUCGCGGCCCGCGAUUCGGCCUCUGCUCUCGACUCGGGGUCCAUUCGUCGGUGUCCCGGUUGCCCUCCCUCACCCGGCUGGGGCACAGCGAGGAGGCCCCAUCUUCCGACGGCGUUCCAUGGAGUAGGGUCCCGGACCGUUGUCCCGAAGAGCGAGAUUGAGCUUCGCCCCCUCCCCCUCCCUUCUCCCUCCCUCCUUCCUUCCGCCGCAACAUGGCUAACAACAGCCCCGCGCUGACAGGCAACUCGCAGCCGCAACACCAGGCGGCCGCAGCCGCGGCCCAGCAGCAGCAGCAGUGCGGCGGCGGUGGCGCCACCAAGCCAGCAGUCUCGGGCAAGCAGGGCAAUGUGCUGCCGCUGUGGGGCAACGAAAAGACUAUGAAUCUCAACCCCAUGAUCUUGACCAAUAUCCUGUCGUCGCCUUACUUCAAAGUGCAGCUCUACGAGCUCAAAACCUACCACGAGGUGGUGGACGAGAUCUACUUUAAGGUCACACAUGUUGAACCAUGGGAGAAAGGAAGCAGGAAAACAGCUGGCCAAACAGGGAUGUGCGGAGGGGUUCGAGGUGUUGGGACAGGAGGAAUUGUUUCUACAGCUUUUUGCCUGUUAUACAAAUUAUUUACUCUGAAGUUAACUCGCAAGCAAGUGAUGGGUCUUAUAACACACACAGACUCUCCAUAUAUUAGAGCCCUUGGAUUUAUGUAUAUAAGGUACACACAGCCCCCUACAGAUCUAUGGGAUUGGUUUGAAUCCUUCCUUGAUGAUGAAGAGGACCUAGAUGUGAAGGCUGGUGGAGGCUGCGUAAUGACCAUUGGAGAAAUGCUACGGUCUUUUCUCACAAAACUGGAGUGGUUUUCCACUUUGUUUCCAAGAAUUCCGGUUCCAGUUCAGAAGAAUAUCGAUCAACAGAUUAAAACCCGACCAAGAAAAAUCAAGAAAGAUGGAAAGGAAAGCGCUGAGGAAAUAGACAGACAUGUUGAACGCAGGCGUUCAAGGUCUCCAAGGAGAUCACUGAGUCCACGGAGGUCCCCAAGAAGAUCCAGAAGUAGAAGCCAUCAUCGGGAGGGCCAUGGGUCUUCUAGUUUUGACCGAGAAUUAGAAAGAGAGAAAGAACGCCAGCGACUAGAGCGUGAAGCCAAAGAAAGGGAAAAAGAAAGGCGAAGAUCCCGAAGUAUCGAUCGGGGGCUAGAACGCAGGCAUAGCAGGAGUAGGGAAAGACAUAGAAGCCGUAGUCGAAGUCGUGAUAGGAAAGGGGAUAGAAGGGACAGGGAUCGGGAAAGAGAGAAAGAAAAUGAGAGAGGUAGAAGACGAGAUCGUGACUAUGAUAAGGAAAGAGGUAAUGACCGAGAAAAGGAGAGGUCAAGAGAACGGUCCAAGGAACGGAGAAGUAGGGGUGAGGUAGAAGAAAAGAAAUAUAAAGAAGACAAAGAUGAUAGGCGGCAUAGAGAUGACAAAAAAGAUUCCAAGAAAGAGAAAAAACAUAGUAGAAGUAGAAGCAGAGAAAGAAAACAUAGAAGUAGGAGUAGAAGUAGAAAUGCAGGGAAACGAAGUAGAAGUAGGAGCAAAGAGAAAUCAAGUAAACAUAAAAAUGAAAGUAAAGAAAAAUCAAAUAAACGGAGUAGAAGCGGCAGUCAAGGAAGAGCUGACAGUGUUGAAAAAUCAAGGAAACGGGAACAUAGCCCCAGCAAAGAAAAACCUAGGAAGCGUAGCAGAAGCAAAGAACGUUCCCACAAACGAGAUCACAGUGAUAGUAAGGACCAGUCUGACAAACAUGAUCGCCGAAGGAGCCAAAGCAUAGAACCAGAGAGCCAAGAAAAACAACAUAAAAACAAAGAGGAGACUGUGUGAAAGUUUUUUGUAAAAGUGGAUCACAUUGAAUCCUAUAAAUGUUGGGUUAAAUCUGCUUUUUUUUUCCUCCCAAGUUGAGAUUGUGCAGUAGUUACACACUCUUCAAGCUCCCUGUAGGCUGCAUUUUCAUUUCCUCUUUUGUGUAGGGAAGUGCCUUUGUAAUCCCAUUUAUUGCAUUGAUGUUUUCACCCAACUGUUGAGUUUGAUACAUGAUGCACAGAUUGUUCUUGCAUUUUAUUGUUUGUUUUUGAGAUGUACAGUCUGUACAUAUGUCCUGAAAAUGUUUUAAUUCCGUUGGCAUGGUUGCCAUGUUGGUUAAAUUUGUAUAAGGCAAUAAAAUGCCACUAAUUCUAUUUUUGUUUUGUAGGUGUGGGAUUAUGGUUUGUGUACUGAAGUUAGCAUGACUGUGCUUUUCGUAAUAGAAUGCUAAAAACUAUGAAAAUGGAUCUUGGAUGUCUAUCAUAGGAGAAUUUCAUGCUUCAGUGUACAUGAAGGCAGCAGUUGUAGGAUUAACAUUCUUGUCCACUGUAUAUUAUCUUGGAAGGCUCUUGUUAAUAUGUUAAACCUAAUAUUCUCCACAAUUAACUUUAGAGAGAAUUUAGGAGAAGUUAGUUUCUGAUGCAGAGGUUUCAAUUAGGCUGUGAUUUGAUCAAAAGUCCUUUUAGCAUUCUACCUCAAAGGGACACUAUUAGUAUGCCUAAAAUUUAUUCACUUAGUUUUCCUUUUUUAUUUGAAAAAAUACAUGACAUGUAAUCUUUUUCUUGAAUUUUUCAGAGUUUAAAGUACUAUAUAAAAGGAGAAAUUAAUGUCUAAAGCCUAGCAUUCUUGCAGCAACCCUAUACUAACGUGAAAUUGGGAGAGGGUGGGGCAGAUGAGUAGAGAAAUAGAUGUAAGCCUCAAGCUUCCAAAGCAUUUUUAUAAAUGGAAAAUACUUAAAUUAUGAAACAGCUUGAUAUAGUGUCCUUUUUUUAAAUUCAAAACUUUUUUUUAUUGAUAAUGAAGAUUGCUGUUUGAGUUUUUAAACUUAAUCUAGAACAGAGAAGUAUUAAAAGUAAUGCUAUGCUGCAUUAUUUAAGAUAAUCAGCAAAUUAUUUGAUAGAUUGUUCUUAUGACUUGUAUUCUGAUUACAGAGAAGGAUCAUGAGUGUGGAAUAAAUACUGGAUUAAAUCCUUUA
Molecule: messenger RNA, 3456 nt
Organism: Orcinus orca (killer whale)
Lineage: Eukaryota; Metazoa; Chordata; Mammalia; Artiodactyla; Delphinidae
Gene: PRPF38B
Product: pre-mRNA processing factor 38B
Exons: 6
Coding region: 648-2282 (544 amino acids)
Cellular component (GO): precatalytic spliceosome
Source: RefSeq, a predicted model, not a curated record